CCCAUCUCUCUCCCUUGGCGAUACCAAUCUCCCAAACAUAGCUCACACUUUCACUUACGACACACUCAUGACCCGUUAAACGACGCAUUAAGGUGACCAUCCCUCGGUGUCGUCGCCGGAACAAAGGACAACCCAGUACAGACCAUCGCACUUGAUCAACAACCUCGAGCGACUUUUUCGGAAACGACAUGAUCGUUACGCCCUCGUACCACCAGUACCACGACAAUCUGGACGCCAUGCACCUCAGCGGAACUACUCACGACGCACCGGGUACCAUCCGCCCAGAUACCCUCGCGGUACCGCUCAACGUCGUCUCGAGGAUCCCGGUACCGGCAACCCGUUCGACCAUCAAAUCGACGAGCCCAUCGACCUCACGCAUCUCUCCCUCCUCGUCAACUCACACCAGCCCGCUGAUCACGAGGAAACGAUCUGGCACCCUCGGAGAAGGUUUAACGACCCCGACCCCGUCCUACCCGUCCCCUUCAUCAACAUCCCCUUCGCCCCGCAUCGACCGGGACGCCUCGAGCACACGCCGAGCUCGGACCCGAUCCACCCCGCUGAGACCGACCUCGACCGACUUUUCAUCUUCUCCCAGCACCAAGAUCCCGGUCCCGAGCAAACGUACCCCACUCCGCUCGCAAACCGGCUUCUCCCCCGAGUCGAAUGCAUCCGAGACGUACCGCUUUCCCACUCCCAGCCCAGACCUCGGCGCCUCUUCCAACAGGUCCUCGCACUUGUUUGUCGACCACAACCCGUCACGAGACAGCCUCAACCCUGCCGACCUCGACUUGAAGCUGUCGAGAUCGUUGUCGAGCGACGUUCCCGAUCUACAUGUCGUCGACCACAACAUCAAGGACGAACCUGCGCCGUUCUUGGUCGAGCGGGACAGUCUGCAUGGGAACUCGGUCGGGGGAAAUGAUACGAGCUUGCCAAGUCGAUCUGACUCGCCAGCAGAUUCGACAAACAUACCGUCAGCAGUGGCUGCACAGUCCCCCGCCGAGGUGCCUGCCGUGCGGAGACGAGCCGAAACGAUGGCUCCUACGACCUCGUCCAGUCGAAAUAUAAGCAACCAGGCUUCCACGCCUACGCCCACAGCCAAAGACAGGACCACUCGGGUCCGGCAGACCGGCUCGAAAACCUCGACUCCGGUCAAAAGUUCGCUAUCCACAAAGUCACGGAACAACGCAUCAAAUUCGCCAUCCCCCUCGACACUGACGCCGACCCCUACAGCUUCGACACGAACCACCCGUCAAUCUACCGCCAGCAGGACAACCACACCGGUCACCCGCCGUCUGAGUCGAGGUCCCGACUCGACCCUCGCUCGCGGCUCUCCUCGAGCCGUAUCUCCCGGUGGUCUGAACGAGUUCGGCAAAAUCACCAACUCUCCCUCAACUACUAGUAACCUGGCCGAGUUCCCCGAAGCCUUCCUCGUGCCGUAUAUCCCACAGCAGACCCUGCCUAAAGGGGUGCGGCCGGACGAGGUGCCUAUCCCCGCAGUCGAACGCCGAUUAAUGAGGGAAAGAAUGGCAAAGGACGGUCUGAGAGACGACGAAUUGGUGACCGUAUGGGGCCUUGACGGGACACCUUUGAUGGUCAGCAAGGCUAGUAUCGCGGGAGGUCUGCCGAGUGGGAUCACAGAAAUUCAGCCUGCCAAGCAAACUAGCGACCCGACAACGUCACUCGCCCAGCCCAUUCCUCAAGACGGUCUCCCUCGAAGAUCCAGCUCGAAACGAUCCGUACGACGUCCUUCCAAUACAGCCGAACCCGAGACCGCCACUCAACCUCGGCCCCAGACGCAAACCCCGCCUGUCGACCCACCUAUUCACCUCGGACCACCCAUGCUAGACUCCGAACGUUGCAAACCGUCCUUGACUUUCGCCCACUCGGGGUACCUCUCGCCGGACGUUCCCGAUUCUCCAGCUCCGUUCCAGUCGGACCGGUUCGUGCCCUUCGAUCAGCCGCUACCCACCUCUCGCCAGCCCUCACCGUCGCAGGCGGAAGUCCGAAGGAAACCAUCGCUAUUGAGGAAACCUUCCGUCUCGUCUCGACAACGCUCCUUGCAAUCCUUGCGAGAACGCGAACGCGAGCGCGGAGACGAGAGGGAUCUGACGACCAUCCGAUUGGAGGACCUGCGACCGUCACCGUCGCCUAGUCGAGGACAGCGACAGCCUUGGGAAGCUAGCGUUGUCGCUGGACCUCCUCCGGGCGGCAAGACGCAGGCUUCUGGGGGCAAAAGAAUACGCGCGGAGCCCGAGGGGCACGGAAAGAAGGAAGGGUGCAAGUGCGUGAUCAUGUGAGGCUGGCUAGGAAGUCGGCUUCGGUUAACACGACAUGGCGAAGCACGGAUCUGGUGACUGGUUGGAAAUGGAAUGGCAGUGAACGACGGGAACGACGAUUAUCACCCCAGACGAUUAUAGAUUUGAUCCUGGGGCACGACACAGACGAUUAUACGGCUCUAUAUGUUUCUCCUCUCAUUUCGAUCAUAUUUCUUAGAACUUUACGAAAACAUACGAUGCGAACAAUUUCGACUAGCCUUUUCGCGUAUUCUCAUCACGACCCAUGUAACUUUGUCUCUACCGAUACCUAUCGAUCGUAGCAUAGCAGUGUAGAUCCUGCUUGA
Messenger RNA from Filobasidium floriforme, 2620 nucleotides. RefSeq lists its product as uncharacterized. Bases 189 to 2297 code for a protein of 702 amino acids. The transcript is spliced from 2 exons. NCBI's taxonomy places the organism in Eukaryota, Fungi, Basidiomycota, Tremellomycetes, Filobasidiales, Filobasidiaceae. The record is from RefSeq and is a predicted model, not a curated record.